AGAAGAGGGAGCUGGCGGGACAGAGCUGGCGCCAGAAAGCCCGGGGUUGGGGACGCUGGGGGGCGGAGAGAAGCGCGGACUCGGAGGCUCCCAGGGCUUCCGCCUCGGUGGCAGGGCGGGAGGGGCGUGAGCGUCCGGACGCUGGGGCCGACCCAGACGCUGCGGGCGCAGGCCUGGGAGCGAGUGAGGACGCCCACCCUCCCAGGCGCACGGGCGGCGCGCGCACCCUCCGGACCCCCUCCUCGGUUGUCUCCCCUGCUGGGUCCCCGCUCCUCCUCGGCCCCCUCCUCUUCUUCGGUCUCAACCCCCUUUGCCCCCCGCCCCGCCCGCCUGUCCCCCGCCCGCCUGUCCCCCGCCCGCGUUCCCAGCGUCGCGGCCAUGGCGUGGCUGGCGCCGCGGCCGGCCAAGGGCUACCGCGUGGUGCUGCUGGGCAGCGCGGCCGUGGGCAAGACGGCCCUGGCCACGCAGUUCGCCUGCGGGACCUUCCCGGCGCACUGCGAGCCAGCGGUCGAGGACCUCUUCAGCAAGGUGAUCGAGGUGAACUCGGCGCCCGCGCUCCUGGAGAUCGUAGACACGGUGGGCGCCGCGCACCUGGUCACGCUCACCGACCUGUACAUGCGCGACGGCGACGGCUUCGUGCUGCUCUACAGCGUGGACAGCGAGGCCUCGUUCGAGGCGGUGCGGCCGCUGCGGGAGCGCCUGGGCCGCCUGCGGGGCCCCCGGGCCAUCCCGCUGGUGCUGGUGGCCACCAAGGCCGACCGCGACGCCGAGCGCCAGGUGCUGUCGGCGCGGGGCCGCGCGCUGGCCCGCGAGUGGCGUUGCCCCUUCCUAGAGAUCACGGCCAAGAGCAAGCUGAUGGUGGAUCAGGUGUUCACGCAGAUCGUGCGGGAGAUGGAAGCCCUGGCCCCGGCCGAGGCCCAGGUCCCAGACGUCCCCCCGAGUGCCCAGGAGACGUGGCCAUCGGAAAGAUUCAUUGGCUAAUACGCAACCGUUAAUUUUCCACCUGAAUCGCUUUUCGGGAUUUCUGGAGCUGGGGUUUCUACUCCGUGCCUUGCAAGUUAUCGCUGGGCCGAAAACCAGCGGCUACUUCUGCUUCUUAACUCUAGCCGGCGCUUCAAGCUGUCUGCGGAUCUAAAGUACUUGGUGAAAACUUUAAAACUUUACCUGUGACAGUGCUUUAAGAAAAAAACCAAAAUCCUCCCUUUUUCCUGUAGGGAGAAAGUGUUACCCUUUUCUUCAAGGGGAAUUUGUGAUAGGAUUAUUUUUUGUAAUUAACACCUGCUGAGCUACUCAGCUAUUUGAAAUUGUCUUGGGAACAUGAGGGAGUUUCAGAAUUUCAAUUCCAUGAGGCUCCCUCUCUCAUUUAGAGUAUUGAAUUGCCAGCAGUAACAUCUAAAUAUAGUUAUGAGUGUUUCUAAAUGUAGCUACGCAUACUAGGGUUGCUUUGCAAAGGCAUAGCGUAUCCCUGGGAGGGGAGAAAACAAGUGUGCCCACAGAAAGAGCUCAGCUGCCUUAGCUCUGUACGUGGCAUCUAGUCGACGUCUGCAUCUGUGAAAUGUGCGAAAACAAGAUUCUUUUACAGUUGCUGGUUUUUAAUAUUUGUCUUUCUAAAUGAUAUUGAAAACUAUCAUUGCUUAAGUUUUCUUACACUGUCUCUUUGCUUUUAAGCUUUUCCUGGAAACAAGUUAGUAACUAUGGGGAAAACAGCACCACACACCCUUGUUGGUUUUUGCAAAAGUGCUUUCAACUGCCAGCAUUUUUCCCGUGGCUUGCCAGAUUAGCAUAUUUUGUCCGAAAACCUGCAUAGUUUAACAGUGAUUGUUGUGUGGCGUGUCACCGAUUCCAGCUUCUAUCGACCCUGUGUGACAGAGUAGAACUGACUGUAAUCUUUGCAGGAGCAGAUUGCCAAGUCUUUUCUCCUGGGUAGCCACUGGUAGGUUCGAACCACCGACCAUGGUGCCGCCAGGGCUCCUUGUAACAGUGAUACAGAUAUGAAAUAGAACCAAAAUGUGUAAGAGUCUUUUUGCAUAGUUUUCAUAGAAUGAUAUAAGAGAUCGUUGCUUUGGUUUAAAAGUGUUGUUAAGCUUUGUGAUUGUAAACAUUCAUCUUGAUAUGAGUUGUUUGCGUUUAUUCACACAAGUUAACGUUUUUACCUCACCUGCUGCAACACGUGUUUCAAUGUUAGGAAACCAACUUUAGCCAUUUGAACAUCCUUCUGAAUAAAGUAAACAAGAAAGCUCAAAA
Messenger RNA from Loxodonta africana (African savanna elephant), 2244 nucleotides. Its product is annotated as ras-related protein Rap-2c-like. Gene Ontology annotation, cellular component: plasma membrane. Bases 379 to 981 code for a protein of 200 amino acids. The record is from RefSeq and is a predicted model, not a curated record. The transcript has a single exon. NCBI's taxonomy places the organism in Eukaryota, Metazoa, Chordata, Mammalia, Proboscidea, Elephantidae. Gene Ontology annotation, molecular function: GDP binding; GTP binding; GTPase activity. Gene Ontology annotation, biological process: Rap protein signal transduction; negative regulation of cell migration.